AUGACGGAAGACAUUGCGACUCUAAAAUCUGACCGGAGCGUCGGACUUACACCUGAUGAGAUCUGGCUGCAAGACAGCGAGGCUCGUCUGGACUCCAUGGAAAUGUUACUCAAAUCCGUCAAAAGAGACAUUGAUGCAUUAAGUGAAAAGUUACCCUCGCCUCGUAUGCCUCGUGUCCAGAACGAAAACCGGUCGGAUUUUUCUAACGACAACUUUGUUCACGAGACUGGUUGUAAAAACUAUGUCCUAUCAAGCAAUCCCGUCAACAGCCCACAGUUUUCGCCCCUUUUCCCCCCAGUACUGCCUUCCAGCGAGGAAGUGGAGGUUGUACAUGUGGAACACCAUCGAAUGUUCUACAAUUUGGGCCUCGGUUCGCACACCAUUGCUGAACCUCUAACAGGAAUGUUGGAGGAGACCGGGCCAGAAGUCUGCGAGGCCACCAAACCAACCUCUUGCGCGGAUUUACACGCCCUCGUUGAGGAAUCCGAGGAAGAGAAGAUAAAACCCUGGCGGUCUCCAGCCGAUUUUCGGACAGCAGUUUCUGCAAACGAAUACUCCCCUCCCACUUCGCCAACUUUCGGUGAAUCGAAUGAUAUUGUCGCACUCAAAAAUAUCCUCUUGCAUAGUGAAAAUGUCGAGGCCUAUGGUGGACUACCUGAGGGCACUGACGCCAAACAUAUGAGCGUCUACGGCAGUUCGCAUACUCUGCCAACCAUUGAGGAAAACUCUGAGGAAGAUCGGGCAAUGACCGAUAGCGAAAAUGCGGAUUCCUCCCUUUCGGCAGAAGUCGGCUCGCCACCCGAUGGGCAGCCGCCGCCUACAGACAGCCAAAAUUUCAAAUCAGUGGAUGACACGGGGAAAGAUCGAUCGACCCUGCCACCGCCGGGUUUGGCCGCGCCGCGGUUCUAUGAGUCAGUUAGGAAGUGUGCCAAUGUGGAGGAUAGUGGAAGAUCUCACUCGCCUAGACAACAGACCAUGGAAAAAAUGAACGUUUGCAGGGAUCCCGCAGACAACCUGGAGGCCCGACGCAGUUUAGAACGACCACGAUCCGGCAGCCCCUUCCUCACGCGACCGAAGGCUAUGACUGAACCUCAAAGCGUAUCUGCGGUGCCCUCGCUUACUUCCCUCAGGAGUCGCGACAGCAUGAUAAUAAGCGACGCGGAAUCCUACGUGACUGUGCGGAGCAAUGUCUACCCCUCUAGCAGUUGUGAGGAGGCUUACGUCACCGCGACUAGCGACCUUGACGGUGUGGGGAGAGUCUCCGAGGACGAGGAUGUACGUACCUUCCAAGGCCACACUUCUUAUCUGGGAGGUGGACAAGAUUGGAGGCGAGUAAUGGCGAAGGAGAAGCCAUCAAAGCUGUUGGUAUUGCAACAGACAUCCAAUAGCGACUCCCAUCAGCAAUCGGAUGACGUAUUGGAAUUUACUUUAGUGGAAGCCGAAUGUGAUAACUCCGGGCCGGCAAGGAAUUCCAGUCAACCGCCAGCAGAAAACAGCGGAUUUUCUGACCCGGGAACUCCAAAACACAGUGAGUAA
This is a messenger RNA of Dibothriocephalus latus, 1536 nucleotides long. NCBI's taxonomy places the organism in Eukaryota, Metazoa, Platyhelminthes, Cestoda, Diphyllobothriidea, Diphyllobothriidae. The record is from the annotation of a GenBank genome assembly.